AUGGGGGUAGACGGCCUGUCAUGGAAAAAAGGUUUUGUAGACUGCCUUGUCACGGAUCCGCCGUACGGUAUCCGUGCUAUGGCCCACAGCGACGCACAGACUGGGGGCCUCAACUCAGUGGAAGGUUUAGAUAGAUUGGGUUUGACGCUGAAGAACGUGUAUGCCGCUCUUUUCAGGAUCGCGGGUUAUUUGCUUAGGACCAAAGGAUUGUUGGUCUUCCUUAUUCCGAGCACGGACGAGUUCAAGGUUGAUGCGCGCUCGAUAGAGAUCAUGUGUGGGGACACAUUUCGCCUUGACAAGCCCAUCGCCUACCAAGAGUUGACCGGUGGCUACGGCCGCUAUUGUGUGACGGUUCGGAAGAUCUAG
This is a messenger RNA of Gregarina niphandrodes, 366 nucleotides long. RefSeq lists its product as hypothetical. NCBI's taxonomy places the organism in Eukaryota, Apicomplexa, Conoidasida, Eugregarinorida, Gregarinidae. The record is from RefSeq and is a predicted model, not a curated record. Bases 1 to 366 code for a protein of 121 amino acids. The transcript has a single exon.